Cutaneotrichosporon oleaginosum is the source of this 2847-nucleotide messenger RNA. RefSeq lists its product as uncharacterized. Gene Ontology annotation, molecular function: ATP-dependent chromatin remodeler activity; ATP binding; DNA binding. NCBI's taxonomy places the organism in Eukaryota, Fungi, Basidiomycota, Tremellomycetes, Trichosporonales, Trichosporonaceae. Gene Ontology annotation, cellular component: nucleus. The record is from RefSeq and is a predicted model, not a curated record.
CACCAUCACUACCUUGAUCAUCUUCACCACCUCCACCACCUCCACCGUUUCCUCCACCUAUCGCCUCGCAUUUGCUCUUGUGAUGACCAUGCGCCCUCCCAGCGCCUCUGCAGUUCCAUCGCUCGUCUCUGCGGAUGGAGAACCCUCCUCCAUGGCUUCCUCACCACGCACUCCAGCCACCACCGACAAUGACGCGAUCUCCGUCCUCAAUGGCAAGGAAGGGCCAGCAGCAGACCCAGAUCAAGAGGAACCUAUUGCUGUUGAUCCAGAGGACGCCGUUCGCGCAAACCGCCUCAAGUUCUUGCUAAGCAAGUCGGAGAUCUACGCUAAGGUCAUCGGCGAUCGCAUGGAGCGGCAGCAAGUCGAGAAGGCCAAGGCUGAGGCGCGGGCGGCGACGCGACGCGCCAAUAAGGAGAAGAGAGGGGAAGCAGGGCCGAGCCGAGAGACGCGGAGCGGUAACGCCACCGCGUCCCCGCGUAAGCGAAAUGUUCGGGACGAGAGGCCAGUCAAGCGCGCCAAGCUCGAGGCGCAGGUCCAGCCCGAGCCAGAGGUGGAAGACGAUGGUGAGCCGAAGCAAUACUCGUUCCGCCAGCCUGAGCUUGUAACCGGCGCCAAGUUGCGCGAGUACCAGCUUGCCGGGGUACAGUGGAUGAUUUCGCUCUACGAGAACGGAUUGAAUGGCAUUUUGGCUGAUGAGAUGGGCCUCGGCAAGACGUUGCAAACUAUCUCGUUCUUCGCACACCUUCGCGCCAAGGGGACAUGGGGGCCAUUCCUCGUCGUUUGCCCACUGUCGGUAUUGCACAACUGGAUAACUGAAUUCGAAAAGUUCGCCCCCUCCAUUCCGGUGGUGAUGUACCACGGCGCACCAGAUGUACGUGCUGAGCUACGCGCAACACGUCUCCAAGCCCCAUCGAAUUCGGGCGUUGGUAACAUCCGCGAAAAUGUGUAUCAAAAGGGCAAGAAACGACCCGCCACCGCGCAGUUCAAGUUCAAGCGCAUUACGAACACGACAGACACGUUCCCGAUUGUCGUGACGACAUACGACAUCUGCAUGAACGACCAGAGGCACCUCAGCGGGUUGGACUGGAAGUUCAUCGUUGUAGAUGAAGGCCAUCGGCUCAAGAACCUCGACUGCAAGCUCAUCCGCGAGUUGAAAUCGUACAAGAGCGCAAACCGAAUGAUUCUCACUGGCACGCCGCUUCACAACAACCUCGCUGAGCUGUGGUCGUUGCUGAACUUCAUCCUGCCCGACAUCUUCGAUGAUCUGGACGCGUUCCAGCAGUGGUUCAACCUCGGAGACAUGGGGGACGAGGGAUUGUUGGACAAAACGGCCAUCGUUACAUCUCUGCACGCUAUUCUCAAGCCGUUUCUUCUCCGACGUUUGAAAUCAGAGGUCGAGCGUGGCCUACCGCCGAAGAAGGAAUAUCUUCUCUACGCUCCUCUGACCCAGGAGCAGAAAGAUUUCUAUCAGGCAAUUCUUAGUCGCAACCAUCGCCAAUACCUCAUCAACGCCAUCGCAGGUAUAAACCCAGACGCUGAGAAUGGCGCCACCCUUCUGAACGACGAAGUGGACGCUUCCGGGCGUGCGAGCCGUAACAAAGGCGAGGUCAAUUAUCACAUCGAAACGAACGACUUCAAGUAUCUCCGUAGUUUGGAGAAGGCCGCAGAAUCCAAAGAGAAAGAGAAGACCGCGGUGAUCAAGCCUAAGCAAUUGACAGCUGAAGAGCAAAAGGCUUUGCGGGUGGAACGGGCUGUCAAGACAGUCAACAACUUGCGUCUGCAAAAUCUCAUCAUGCAGUUGCGCAAAAUCUCGUCACAUCCCUUCCUUUUCAACUGGCCCAAGGAUCCGGAGACUGAUUCAGAGAUUGUCGACGAGAGCUUGAUCAACGCCAGCGGCAAGAUGCUGCUUCUCAACCGCCUUCUGGAUGCCCUUUUCGCCAAAGGCCACAAAGUGCUUAUUUUCUCCCAAUUCACAACCAUGCUGGACAUCAUCGAGGAUUGGGCGACCCUUUACAAGGGCUUCAAGCUGUGUCGCAUUGACGGGACUACAUCGCAAGAGGAGCGGCGCAGGCAAAUGGAGGAGUUCAACAAUGGCGGCGAUGGGCCGGACGCGUGCAGACUGUUCAUCCUCAGCACGCGAGCGGGUGGCCUAGGCAUCAAUUUGGUGGCGGCCGACACAGUUGUCUUUUUCGAUCAGGACUGGAACCCGCAAAUGGACCUGCAGGCACAAGAUCGUGCGCAUCGCAUUGGUCAAACCAAACCUGUUCUGAUCUUCCGUCUUGUGUCAGAGCACACUGUUGAGACGAAGAUCUUGCAAAAGGCCGGCCACAAACGUAAGCUGGAGGCCCUCGUGAUCCAGCAGGGAAAGUUCGGCAAGCUCGUUGAUGAGAACGGGCGUGUGACACUGGGGCGUAGCAACCAACGUGGGCAAUCAACAGCUGACAUGGCCCGAGCUUUGCUUGAGCUCGAUGGCGAGGAGAUCAACGUCGCGGCCGCGUCAGACAAGAUCAUUUCAGACGCCGAUCUUGAGAUGCUCCUCGACCGCUCGCCCGAGGCAUAUGCGCGCCAGAAGGGGUGGGCUGCAGGCCUCGGUAAGGUCGGCCAGCGGGGCCGUGAGGCGCAGCUUGCCAAGGGUGAGCGUACGGCAUUCGAGGUUUUCGAGACGGAGCGUGACGAGGCGGCUGAGGGACUCGCGCACAUGUUUGAGGAUGAAGCCGAGAAAGGAACAGAAGAGUAGUGGUCUUGUGAUGACCACGCACCUCCUGUCCAUUUGUCCUAGACCACACCCUGUCCACGGAUCAGUAGUUGUAGAUGAUAGUGUACAUGCAUAGCUCCUAGCGCCGGUUA